This is a messenger RNA of Naegleria lovaniensis, 2889 nucleotides long. RefSeq lists its product as uncharacterized. The transcript is spliced from 3 exons. NCBI's taxonomy places the organism in Eukaryota, Heterolobosea, Eutetramitea, Acrasida, Naegleriidae. The record is from RefSeq and is a predicted model, not a curated record. Gene Ontology annotation, biological process: protein export from nucleus; protein import into nucleus. Bases 1 to 2889 code for a protein of 962 amino acids. Gene Ontology annotation, molecular function: small GTPase binding; nuclear export signal receptor activity. Gene Ontology annotation, cellular component: nuclear envelope; cytosol.
AUGCAGAACACCAUCACUGAGCCCAACUUGGGCUACCUGACCACACUCAUUCAAAACACAAUGACAUACGAAGCAUCAGUGAGAAUAAAAGCUGAGCAAGAUUUGAAGGAGUUAGAAAAACAACCAUAUUAUGUUUCUCUACUCUUGAGAUAUAUUGCAGAUGGUACUAUGAGAAGCGAGCAUCGUUUGAUGGUUACUGUGUUGUUGAAGAAUUUGGUAAAGAAAGAUUGGGACGUAAACUUGAUAUUACGUCCUGAAGAUAAAGAGUUGAUUAAAAAAGGAUGCGUAGAUUUAUUAUUUUCUGCCUCUGACACCAAGAUACAAGACGUACUUUCCGAAAUCAUCACAAUCAUUAGUGAAUUUGAUUUUUACAAAAAUUGGACAAGUUUGCUUCCGUAUUUGGUGAAUCAAUUACGAACAAAUUCUUCAAACUUUGAAACUGUUAGAGGUGUGCUUUUUACUUGUCAUUCAAUCUUUAAAAAGUACAGAGAACAAUCCAAGACAGAUGAAAUUGAAGAUGAAUUGAUUUACAUUAUGAAAGAGUUUGCUGAUCCAAUGUUCCAUACAUUCCAAGGUUUUAUCUCAUCCCUUUCUCAAAUCACAAACCCCAACGACUUGAAAUUAAUUUUCACGUGCAUUAAUUUGCUACUCGAAAUAUUUUACUCGUUGAAUUGGGUUGACAUUCCUGAAUAUUUCGAAGAGCAUGUCGCAGAAUACAGCUCCAUGUUUAACACAAUUUUAAAUUAUGACAACCCAGCCUUAGAUAAUAAUUUAAUCGAAGAACCUGGAUUAUUGGACGAAGCAAAAAGAUUGGUUUGUCAAUCCAUUAAUCUUUACUUGGAAAAGUAUGACGAAAUAUUCAUUCCUUAUGUUGAAAUUUUUGCGACAAGCGUUUGGCAACUCCUCUCAAAGUUGGAUUCAAAGAUGAAGUAUGAUGCUGUAGUGUCAAAGGCUAUUGAAUUUUUAACCUUGGUCAGCAGAAGUGAAAAACAUGCCAUCUUUAAGAAUGCUUUAGCACCAAUAUGCGACAACAUUAUUAUUCCAAACAUUUCUCUUCGUGAAGAGGAUGAAAUUAUUUUUGCCGAAGAACCUAUAGAAUACAUUAGAAGAGAUAUCGAGGGAUCUGACACAGAGUCAAGGAGAAGGUCAGCUCAAGAGCUCAUCAAAUGCCUUAGCAUUUACUACGAAAAGGACAUUGCUGAUAAUUUUCUUCAAAAGAUUCAUUCUCUGUUACAAAACAAUGAUUGGAAGAGUAGAGAUGCUGCGAUUUUCUUGCUAACUUGCAUUUCUGUAAAGGCCUCUAUUCAAAGAAAGGGUGCCACUGUUGUUAGUCAAUAUGUGGGUGUGAUGAACUUUUUAUCUACCCAAAUAGUUCCUCAAUUACAAGCCAGCUCUCAUCCGAUUAUUCAAGCUGAUGCCAUCAAAUUUAUUUGCACCUUCAGACAACACCUUCCAAAAGACUCAUUCCCUGUGAUAUUCCCAUUGACAAUUCAACUUUUAUACUCUUAUGAACCAGUGGUUCAAACAUAUGCAGCAUGGUGCAUUGAAAGGCUAUUAGUGGUUAGAGAUGAGAAUGAUAAACCAAGAUUUACACAACAAGAUGUUUUACCAUUUGCAGAACAAUUAUUACAAGGAUUAUUCCAUGCUCUUGAUAACACUGAAGAAAAUGAAUAUAUCAUGAAAGCUAUUAUGAGAUCUACGGCUGCACUGAAAGAGCAAAUGAAACCAAUUAUGCCUGCUUAUAUUUCAAAGAUUACAGAAGUGUUGGGACAAGUUUGCAAGAAUCCAAAUAACCCCAAGUUUAACCAUUAUCUAUUCGAGUCCUAUGCCACUGUGAUCAGAUUCAACAGAGAUUACAUUUCAGAAUUUGAGGCUUCUCUAUUUCCACCUUUCCAAACUAUUCUUACAAGUGGUAUUGAAGAAUUCACACCCUAUGUUUUCCAAUUGAUUUCUCAACUUUUAUCUAUUAGACAACCUCCACUUCCACAAGCAUAUUUGGGUCUCUUUCCAAACUUUUUAAGCGCCAACUUGUGGGAAAGUGAAGGUAAUGUUCCAGGACUUGUUGCCUAUGUAGCCACAUUUAUUACAAAGGCACCACAAGAACUUGCCAAGAAUAAUCAAUUACAGCAAGUUUUAGGAAUUUUCCAAACAUUGGUCAUGUCUAAGACUAAGGAUUAUCAUGGUUUUAGAAUUUUGGACAGCUUAAUCUCAACUGUUCCAUACGAACAAUUAAGCAUGUACAUGGUUGAAAUUUUCAAAGUAUUGUUCACUAGACUUCAAAAGAAAAAGACUGGUCAAUUUGUGAGAUGUCUCAUUAUUUUCUUCUCCAACUUUGUGGUUAAAUAUGGUGCAAAAGCUUUAUUGCAAACCAUUAACCAAAUCCAGCAAGGUAUUUUCCCUUCGCUUGCAAAAGUCGUUUGGGAAAGCUCUUUAAAGUCCAUCUCUGGAAGAAUUGAAAAGAAGGUGUGUGCCGUUGCUUUGGCUCAAAUCUUGUUCCAUACUGAUUUGAUCCAAACUUCGGUCGACACUUGGAAGAUGUUGCUGGAUGAACUAGUAGCAUUCUUGGAGGGAGUUGACAAGGCAGAGGAAGAAGAAGAGGUUUUUGUUGAUGAUGAUGAAACCGUUCUUCACACUGAAAGAAGUAUGGCAGGUGGAUACAAGGUCACUUUCACAAAACUCAGCUUUGCUGCAAUGGGAAUUGAAGAUCCCGUAAAAGAAGUUCAGAAUAGUAAGCAGUAUCUUGCCCAAAGCUUGAGUAGCUUUGUGUCUCAACUUGAUCCUCAGCAAGUACAAUUUGUCAGGUCCUUAAUUCUCUCAAAUCCAACUACUGCGAAGCGUCUCUAUGAAUAUUUGCAAAGCAAUGGGUUUAAUCCAUCUUUCUUACAAUAA